AUGCAGAGGGCAACCAAUGUUACCUACCAAGCUCAUCAUGUCAGCCGGAAUAAGAGAGGCCAAGUGGUAGGAACAAGAAGUGGUUUUCGUGGAUGCACCGUCUGGUUAACAGGUCUGUCUGGUGCUGGGAAGACUACAGUGAGCAUGGCACUGGAGGAGUAUUUAGUAUGCCAUGGCAUUCCGUGCUACACGUUGGAUGGUGACAAUAUUCGACAAGGCCUUAAUAAGAAUUUGGGUUUCACACCAGAAGACAGAGAAGAAAAUGUCCGUCGUAUUGCUGAGGUUGCUAAACUGUUUGCAGAUGCUGGUUUGGUGUGCAUUACUAGUUUCAUCUCUCCUUAUGCUCAGGAUCGUAAUAAUGCCAGACGAAUUCAUGAAGGGGCAAGUUUGCCUUUUUUUGAGGUAUUUGUGGAUGCUCCAUUGCAUGUCUGUGAGCAGAGAGAUGUUAAAGGACUCUAUAAGAAAGCCAGGGCUGGAGAAAUCAAAGGUUUUACGGGGAUUGACUCUGAGUAUGAAAAACCAGAAGCCCCAGAGCUUGUGCUCAAAACUGAUUCCUGUGAUGUGAAUGAUUGUAUACAACAAGUUGUGGAACUUCUUCAAGAGAGGGACAUUGUACCAGUAGAUGCCUCUUAUGAGGUGAAAGAGCUUUAUGUGCCAGAAAAUAAGCUACAGUUGGCCAAAACUGAUGCUGAAUCUCUGUUAACCUUGGAAAUAAAUAAGGUGGAUAUGCAAUGGGUCCAAGUACUAGCAGAAGGUUGGGCAACACCCUUAAAUGGCUUUAUGAGAGAGAGAGAAUACCUACAGUGCCUUCACUUUGACUGUCUCCUUGAUGGGGGAGUUAUUAAUCUGUCAGUGCCUAUAGUGCUAACAGCUACUCAAGAAGACAAAGAAAGACUGGAUGGGUGUACAGCAAUUGCACUGGUGUAUGAAGGUUGCCGCGUGGCCAUUCUCCGUAAUCCCGAAUUCUACGAGCACAGGAAAGAGGAACGCUGUGCUAGGCAAUGGGGAACGACGUGCAAGGAACAUCCCUAUAUCAAGAUGGUUAUGGAGCAAGGGAACUGGCUUGUAGGUGGAGAUCUACAGGUCCUUGAUCGUAUUUAUUGGAAUGAUGGACUUGAUCAAUACCGUCUCACUCCAGCUGAACUAAGGCAGAAAUUCAAGGACAUGAAUGCUGAUGCUGUCUUUGCAUUCCAGUUACGCAACCCAGUGCACAAUGGACAUGCUCUUUUAAUGCAGGAUACUCAUAAGCAGCUUUUGGAACGUGGCUACCGGCGCCCAGUUUUACUCUUGCAUCCACUUGGAGGCUGGACAAAAGAGGAUGAUGUUCCCCUCAUGUGGCGCAUGAAGCAACAUGCUGCAGUACUGGAGGAGGGAAUCUUGAAUCCAGAAACAACAGUGGUGGCUAUAUUCCCUUCCCCCAUGAUGUAUGCUGGACCAACGGAGGUUCAGUGGCACUGUAGGUCACGGAUGGUUGCAGGAGCUAACUUCUACAUUGUAGGGCGAGAUCCAGCAGGGAUGCCACACCCUGACACUGGGAAAGAUCUGUAUGAACCAACCCAUGGUGCCAAAGUGUUGACAAUGGCUCCAGGCCUCCGUGCACUGGAAAUUGUACCCUUCAGAGUUGCAGCUUACAAUAAGAAAAAGAAGUGCAUGGAUUAUUAUGACUCUGAUCACCAUGAAGACUUUGAUUUUAUAUCGGGGACCCGCAUGCGCAAGCUGGCUCGUGAAGGACAAAACCCACCGGAAGGCUUCAUGGCUCCUAAGGCUUGGACUGUGCUGACAGAAUACUACAAAUCCUUGGAGAAGGCUUAGACCUCUUUUUAACUGCAGAUCAACCUUUGACGCCUGAUUUAUUUACGAGAAGGGGACCACACAGUCACCGUUUAUGUUGCUUUGUUGUGGUGUCUGUCAGGAAGUUCUUCUCUGAAAACAGACUCUUUCUCCCUAACUUAGCAUCAUUCUUUGCCUGUCCUUAUGGGUUCUAUUAUGUCCUGGCACCUAACUAGCUGCUGGUUUUAAUGUCUUCUCUUUUAUUACAGUUAAUAUUCUUGCAGUAGGAUUUUUAACUCUUGUCUUUUUAUAUUUUACUGCCUGUGUCCUAUGAGUUCUGCAGCUGUUAAAUAGAUGUGGCUUUUUUCAUGUUAUUUAAACUGCUGGGUAGAGUCUGGUUUUAGUAGUUUGUAGGAGAUAAUGUAAUGGUUAGACCCUUAACUAUGGAUGGAUUAUCUAUAAAUCAAAAAAGUAAAUAAGUUUUAAAACAUCUGUAAAAGUGUCCUCAUCUCUGUCUCAUCAUCUCCAGAAGCACUUAAUGCUAAUUUCUCACAAUAUGUAAUAAAAAAGAUUUUUUUUUAAUGUAGCAUAACAUUUUUUUGUCUUUCUUUGUUUAGUUUUGGAACUCAUUGAGUUGUCUGGUGACUUUCUUCUGCUGUGGACCUGUAAGUUGGCCAAGUAAUGAAUAAGAGAAAGUAUCUGGUUU
This is a messenger RNA of Chaetura pelagica (chimney swift), 2476 nucleotides long. It is a transcript of the gene PAPSS1, whose product is annotated as 3'-phosphoadenosine 5'-phosphosulfate synthase 1. Gene Ontology annotation, molecular function: adenylylsulfate kinase activity; sulfate adenylyltransferase (ATP) activity; ATP binding. The coding region runs from base 1 to 1812 and encodes 603 amino acids. The record is from RefSeq and is a predicted model, not a curated record. NCBI's taxonomy places the organism in Eukaryota, Metazoa, Chordata, Aves, Apodiformes, Apodidae. The transcript is spliced from 11 exons. Gene Ontology annotation, biological process: sulfate assimilation; 3'-phosphoadenosine 5'-phosphosulfate biosynthetic process.